Molecule: messenger RNA, 1392 nt
Organism: Polypterus senegalus (gray bichir)
Lineage: Eukaryota; Metazoa; Chordata; Cladistia; Polypteriformes; Polypteridae
Gene: tfap2e
Product: transcription factor AP-2 epsilon
Biological process (GO): regulation of cell population proliferation; regulation of transcription by RNA polymerase II; anatomical structure development
Cellular component (GO): nucleus
Molecular function (GO): DNA-binding transcription factor activity, RNA polymerase II-specific; RNA polymerase II transcription regulatory region sequence-specific DNA binding
Source: RefSeq, a predicted model, not a curated record
GAUGUGCUGAAAGGGAUGUCUUCAAGCAGGCGUCUGACACUUUCUACGAUGCGUGCGGCAUCUGGUAUCCUACAGGACCGUGUGGACGGAAUAAAUGGAACCACCGAUGGAAGUCGACUCUCCCAGCUCUCUCUGACCCAGGCAGCCUACUCUUCGGCACCUCCGCUCUGCCACACCCCGGCCUCCGACUUCCAGCCGCCCUACUUCCCGCCGCCGUACCCGCAGCCACCCCUCUCCUACUCGCAGAGUCAGGAGUCCGGCUACCCGCACCUGUCUGACCCCUACUCGUCGCUCAGCCAAAUCCAUCAGCAUCCGCAGGCCGCGUGGCACACCCAGCGAGCCAGACAAGAAGAGGCCGGCAUUCUGUCGCAGUCACAUCGGGCCCUGAGUCUUGACCCUCGCAGAGACUAUCCAGGGGUCCCACGGCUCAUCCAUGGACUUGGAGAUGGAGGUCCUGGACUAGGAGAUGGCCCGCUGGGCAUGCACGGUUUAGGGCACCAUGGUCUGGAUGACAUUCAGGGAGUCGAUGAUACUCCGGCGAUGGGACUGCUAGACCACUCUGUCAUUAAGAAAGUUCCUUUGCCAUCGAAGAUGAACGGCAGCUCCAUCUCGGCACUCUCCCUCAACAAAGAUGGCCUCAUCGGUGGCGUUUCAAACCCCAGUGAGGUGUUCUGCUCGGUCCCAGGCCGUCUCUCCCUGCUUAGCUCCACUUCCAAAUACAAGGUGACCGUCGGGGAGGUCCAGCGGCUUUCCCCACCCGAAUGUCUCAAUGCUUCUCUCUUGGGGGGCGUGUUGCGCAGGGCAAAAUCCAAAAAUGGAGGUCGAUGUCUACGGGAAAGGCUGGAGAAAAUUGGUUUAAAUCUGCCAGCGGGACGACGCAAGGCUGCCAAUGUGACUUUGUUGACGGCACUCGUGGAGGGCGAGGCUGUACACCUGGCGCGAGACUUCGGGUACGUGUGUGAAACGGAAUUCCCUGCCAAAGCCGCCGCCGAGUACCUAAGCCGACAGCACGCCGACCCGUCCGAUCUUCACACCCGCAAGAGCAUGCUGCUGGCCACCAAGCAGAUUUGUAAAGAAUUUGCAGACCUGAUGGCUCAAGACCGGUCACCUCUGGGCAACAGUCGGCCAUCACCAAUUCUGGAACCAGGGGUGCAGAGCUGCCUGACGCAUUUCAGUUUGAUAACGCAUGGCUUUGGGACCCCCGCUAUCUGUGCAGCUCUCACCGCCUUCCAGAACUACCUGGUGGAGGCCCUCAAGAGCCUGGAUAAAACUUUCUUGAGCACCAAUGGCCAUAGUGAACCAACGGGGAAAGCGGGCAGCGACAAGGAGCUGAAACACCGCAAAUAGCACCCCUGGCAUGCACAGCUCAGGACUGAUUUAUGAAUUUGGGGG